AAAUUACUAUCAGUCUACUAUAAUUUUAAUGUGCCUUUCUGUUGUGGAUUAUCUGAAUUCUAUAUGUAUACACUAUAUACAGAAAAUAUAUUGCAAAUUAUAUUUCCAUAAAAUGAUGAUAAUUACUACCCAACAAAUAUAUCUAAUUAUUAAAAUAAAAAUUCUCAUUAACUAACUCUGUCUUUUGUAUAUCAAUAUGUAUUAAAUUUUUCAUUAUAUUAAUUUUACAUUUAACUACUGCCUAUAACUUAAAUUAAUAAAUAAAAUUACAACUUAAAAAAUAAACUAUUAUUUAGACCUUUAUUAAAAAUUCUUUAUCAAUAAUUCGUUGAUAAAAAAGUAAAAAUUCUUUUAGUGUAUAUCAGAUAUUUUUUAGCUCUGUUAAAGGAAUUUUCUUUCAAAUAUUAUUAUUUUUUUUAUAACAAAUACAUUAUUUUACAAUAUUUAAUUUUCUGUAUAAGAAACCUUUUCUUAUAUGUAUAAUAAUAUUAAUUUCUUCCAUUUUAUCAUAUUAUUGUGACUAUAGUUUAAAAAAGGAACUUGUCAGAAAGUUAAAAAAAGUAUACAUAUAUACAUAUAUAUUUUACAAACUCUCAUUAGUGGAUAUGUAGAUCUGUAUUUAAGUGUACACAAAAUGCAGGUCUGUUUCUAGUCAUAUAUAAGUCUUAUAAGCUGUUAUCUGCAUUGAAAUGAUAUUUGCUAAGAAUAAUUCUAUGUUAUGAUAAUUGACGACAGGUGCCUUUGCAGAUCUUAAUGAGAAGUAAGACAUCAUUAUUAGUCAUGGUAGUGAAAAGGUGUUUGACAGAAGAUAUUACAGUAUAAAAUUUUGUUGUAUCUUCAUAAAGUACAUGUAUAUGUAUACAAAUGGUUUCACUUACCAAUAUAAAUCUGCAAUCCAUGUUAAUGUUAAAUGUAUUGCUACAAUCAAUAGAGUCUACUGAAAUUUCAGUAAAAGAUGAAGUCAGUUCUUACAUUAAAGGAAAUUUAACAUGCCCAUUACCAAUAACAACUUUGGAUUUUCUCUACAAUUUUUCACAAUCCGAUUUAGAAAUUGUAUGGCCUUGUGAAAUCCGUUUUUACUGGUUAUCAUUACAACCAUUUGUUAAAUUUGUACGCUUUUUACUUGGCUACGUAACACCAUUUAUUAUAAUGCUUGGUGUAAUGUUAAAUACUAUUUCUUUUGUAAUAUUAAGUACACCUAUACUUUGUGAAUCAAAUUUGUCACUUUAUUUAAAGGCACUUGCCUUAUCUGAUAAUGGAGCAUUAGUAUUUAAUUAUGCUGUAGGUAUUGCAAAGUCACAUUUUAUAUUUGUUAAUAAUCUUUUCAUGGCUAGUAGAUUUCUAUGCAGUUUGAAUUCUAUUACUAUGGAAUUCUUUCAAUUUACAUCUACUUGGCUAGUUGUAGUUCUCACAUGGACACGAGUAUUUGCUAUAAUGUUUCCUUUUGGAAUAUAUGGUCAUUAUAACAAUUCUUCGGGAACAAUAACUAUUACUAUUUUGAUAUGUGUCAGCUUUAUAAUAUCAUUAACAAAAUUGUAUUCAGGAGGCUACGAAACAGACAGUGUUUUUGAAUUUAUACCAUGCCAAAAGAAAAUAAAACCAUGGGGUAGUGCUAUGUAUUUUUAUAUUGCAUUAUCAACUUGGUUACCUUUACUUUUUAUAUUUAUUGGAAAUAUUUUACUGAUUAUACUCAUGAAAAAAACUGAAAAAAUUCACUGUCAGUUAACUCAAAAUUUCAGACAUAAAACAAACAAAGUACAUCAUACUUUUAGAAUAUUAUUUGUAGUAUCAACUGUUUAUCUAGUAUUACUAUUACCCCUUGGUAUAGUUGAAACUUUGGAACUUUAUUGGGAUGUCAUUUUGAUUAAAUUUCCCGGUACUGAGAUGAAAAGAAAAGCGGAAUAUAUACACUGGUUAAAAGAAAAAAUGUUAUUAAAGUGGUGCCGCGGUUUAUGCUUUCAUAUAUAUCAUUGGAAUUUUGCAAUUAAUUUCUUUUUAUAUUGUCUGACAGGUGAAAAAUUUAGAAACAUAGUCAUACAGACAUUAAAACGAUAUAAAAUUGUAAUCUUUUCAAUCUUUUCUAAACAUAUCAACAAAUGUAUAUUGUGUUCAAAAUAUCCUACACAUUUAAAACCCGCACAGUCUCCGAACGUAUUACUAAUAAGAGCUAUCACGCUUGGUGAACAUCCUACCUCUGGAAGUGUUUCUGCGCAAAAUAAUAGUACCACUAUUGCAAACACUUAAUGUAAAGAAUAUAUAAAUCAAAUUUAUAAAGACUGUUAGCAUUAAACAUUGCAAAAAUGUUUGUAUAUCCACAUAUUUUUAUUGAAUAUGUACACUGUUAUAUAUUUCAUGUCAAAUUUUAUCACUUUACUUAUAUCACUUUUGGUAGGAGUAUUUUUCCUUGUUUAUAUUUUCACUAAUUUUAUUACAUAUUUUCAUAAUUUACAAAACUUGAAUUUUCUAUUACAUAUUUCUAGAAAGUAUAUCAUAUUAUUAAUAUUAUGUAUCACAUUAAAUAAUUUAUUUUACACACAUGAUAAAAAUGAUGUAUGUUCUUCUAAAAGAGAUCACAAUGACCAAUCGAUACGAAAUUUGAGAGAGAGAGAGAGAGAGAGCACGAGCGAGAGAGAAGGGGAGGGGUGGAUCCCAAAUUUAAAAUUUUAGCUGUGGCUAUUUAUUAGUUUUUGAGUUAUUAAUAAAAGCUUCCGAUACUAUAUAUUGAAUGGUGUCUAUAUAGAUGUUGCUAAUUAUUAAUCAACCGUCUUCGCUGAUAGUUGUUCUCUGGUACCUAUUCUCAAUUGUCAAAUAGCCGAUGAUGCAAUAGCGAUAUCACUUCAGUAUCUAUACGGUGUCCCCCGUAAAAUAGGUUAUUGUAGCUUCAGUUGUCCAAAGGAUGUUUUAUUUUCUAUUUAAUUAUUUUUUGAACCGAUUAAGUAAUCAAAUACUAGCCGGCCGCUGUAAGGCGACAGGAUAUCUUUAUAUAUAGUUUGAUAACUAAGGUUGAUCGCUGGUUAUGUAGUGCACACACGACACGCAAACACGCACACACACGGUAUAUUAACCCGACAUUUUACGACCACGAAGAUUAAAACGUAACUUAGUCUAAAAACAGCGAACGGAUUUUAGAUAGGACACCGUAUACAUACUGAGGUCGAUAUAGCUGUUGCGUUAUCAGCUACUUGACAAUCAGCACUCGACAUUCGACGACGACUACUACAGCGAAAACAGUUGCUAUAUAUAUGUAUAGCAUCGAAAGUCUUUUUAUCAAUAUUUCGGAAACGAAUAAAUAUAAAUAAAUAAAUAAAAAUUUUUAAAUAA
Molecule: messenger RNA, 3321 nt
Organism: Bombus huntii
Lineage: Eukaryota; Metazoa; Arthropoda; Insecta; Hymenoptera; Apidae
Product: probable G-protein coupled receptor 139
Exons: 8
Coding region: 865-2244 (459 amino acids)
Biological process (GO): G protein-coupled receptor signaling pathway
Cellular component (GO): plasma membrane
Molecular function (GO): G protein-coupled receptor activity
Source: RefSeq, a predicted model, not a curated record